Molecule: messenger RNA, 408 nt
Organism: Paramecium sonneborni
Lineage: Eukaryota; Ciliophora; Oligohymenophorea; Peniculida; Parameciidae
Source: the annotation of a GenBank genome assembly
AUGUCCAAGCUAAAGAAGGUACUCCUUAUUGAAUAAAUGUUAAGAGCUGUUCUUUAGUUAAAGAAUCACCUAAUCUCCAAUUAAAUUGGAGUGACGCAACAUUGUAUUUAAGUAAAGUACUAAAUCCAACUUAAAACCAAUUCCAUUCAACUGAUUCCCCUAAAUACUUUGCAUUUUCUUUAAUGAUUAAAUGUAAAGUAAUAUUCUUUGCUUAAAUUGGGGCCUAUUCUAUGUUUUUUCCAUGUAAAAUUUGAUCUGCAACUGAUAAUAGAACACUUGUGCAUUCAGUGACGUCACUUGAUAUAUGAGAUAUUUCAUCAAAAUAUGCCCAAGCAGAUAAAUAUUCAAAUGAGAUUUAACUUAAGCCGAACUCUUCCACAAUUCCAUCUAUUUCUAAUGAAUAUUCAG